AUGGCCCCACUCACUGAACCCAGCAGCCUGGUCCUCAGGCCAGGAAGAGUGUCUCCUCAGGCUGCGUGGGAUUCCCAGCCACCACUGCCACAGUCACUGACCUGGCCUGGUGCCCGGUCUGGUGGGGAACCAGCCUGUUCACCAGUUCAGGGAGAAAGUUCCCACAGCCAGCGUGACAAGCUCCUCCUGAAGAUUAAACAGCGCACACCUUCCACUCCAGAGCCAGGAAGCGAUGCUCAAAAGAGGGACCAAAGCUCUCCCGAACUGCAGCCACUCUCAGUGAUAAGGUCCCAAGCUCCUCUGAUAACAACCGAGUUCUUAUCAGGAAAGUCAGCAUCACGAGCUCCUUCAGGAGAACCAGCAGCACCCAAAGAACCAACAACUCCAAACAACAAAACUACUCUUCCUCUCCAGGAACUUUAUCAGCUGAAAUCCUUUAAAGCCUGGAAGGAAGGAGUGUUUCAUCAAAAAGAAUUUGCCUGGACUCAUCUCAGACCCCUGCAGGCAUCACUAAUCUCUGGAGGGGAAGAUACGUGCCGCUUGGUCUCCAGGAUGAACUCCUCACACUGGCUUCCUGGCGGGUACCUGACUGUGCUUAUCGUAGGAGGAGCUCGGGGCCUCUGUGUCGCUGAGGAUGGCUGUGGUGCAUUUCAGGACAGCCCUGGUCUUUGUUGUGAGUGUGACUUCUCGGCUCCAGCAUAGAACCCUCAUCCCACCAGCACAGCUCCUUCACCCUGCUGGCAUAGACUUUCUGGCUUCCACCGCUGACCUUUGGGCCUUGCUGGCACGGAUCCAUAAAAGAGACUGACAUGAGUCCUUCUUGUGGGCUCUGGAUCUCCUUUUGGACUCGUGGGAGGCAUUGUCAUGAGCUCUGGGUUUUUAUCUGGACUCAUGUGGGACAUUGCUGUGGGAUUUAAGCCCUUAACUAAAUAUUCUAUGUCUUUGGUGUUGUGGAUAGAUUUCCUGCAUUUUCUUGUGUUGACUCUUGGUGACCCUUAUAAAAAUAAUA
Molecule: messenger RNA, 1009 nt
Organism: Cavia porcellus (domestic guinea pig)
Lineage: Eukaryota; Metazoa; Chordata; Mammalia; Rodentia; Caviidae
Exons: 4
Coding region: 1-702 (233 amino acids)
Source: RefSeq, a predicted model, not a curated record